AAGUAUUUUAUCAUAACACUCUAUACCUUUAAAUAAUACGAAUAGUGUCAUAAAAGUAGUGUAUUAAAUGAAAGAAAUCUAUUUUCAUAAUAUAACCUCCAGUACAAUGCGAUGUACCCACAAUUAACGUAUUCGAAGGAAUACGCAAGGAUAAGGUCAUUGAAAGCAUAAAGAUAAAAAUACAAAAAAACAAGGGGAUCUAACGGAAAGUGUGAGAUAGAAGGGGAAUAAUAAAGACAGGAAAGCACUGUAAUUAGUUUUUUGGUCACAUCUACAUUUUAUCAAAUGACUGUGGAUAAUACUAACAGCAACGAACAAGUUAUCCUUGUAACAGGUGGUUAUGAUCACACUAUCAAAAUAUGGCAACCUCAUACAGGAGUUUGCCAACGCACAGCAGAACACAUAGACUCGCAAGUCAAUGCGUUAGACAUUACACCAGAUAAAUAUCUAAUAGCAGCUGCUGGAUAUCAACAUAUAAGGAUGUAUGACUUGGUGUCAAAUAAUCCAAAUCCAAUUAUUAAUUAUGAAGGUGUAUCAAAGAAUAUUACAGGUUUAGGUUUUCAGGAAGAGGGUAAGUGGAUGUAUACUGGAGGUGAAGAUUGUUCAGCAAGAAUUUGGGAUCUUAGGUCGAGUAGCUUCCAAUGUCAAAGAAUAUUUCAAGUAUCAGCUCCUGUAAAUUGUGUGUGUUUGCAUCCUAAUCAAGCAGAACUUAUUGUUGGUGAUCAAAGCGGCGUUAUACAUUUAUGGGACCUACGUUCAGAUCAUAAUGAACAACUGAUACCAGAGGCCGAAGCGUCCGUGCAAGACGUUGCAAUCGAUCAAGAUGGAACGUGUAUGGCAGCGGUGAAUAACAAAGGUCAUUGUUACAUUUGGACACUCACGGGUGGUGUAGGCGAUGAACCUACACGUCUUAAUCCUCGUCACAAACUUUCGGCGCAUAAACGUUAUGCGCUUCGAUGCAAAUUUAGUCCCGAUUCUACACUUCUAGUAACUACAUCUGCCGAUCAGACUGCUCGAGUUUGGAAAACUACAGAUUUUUCAGAAGUGCAAGUACUUCAACAUGAGGCAAAGCGAUGGGUCUGGGAUGCUGCAUUUAGCGCUGAUUCACAAUACAUAUUUACCGCUUCGUCCGAUGGUGUUGCAAGAUUAUGGAACGUGUCGACAGGAGCAGUAGAACGAGAAUAUCAAGGUCAUCAAAAAGCAGUCACUGCUCUUGCAUUCCGUGACGAAGUACUGUCUGUCUCCUAAAUAGGUCGUACAUUUAUUUUAAUUUUUAUAACUUUCGAGUAAAGUAUUGUGUUUUGGUACAACUAUAAUAAGGAAUGUCCUCUUAGUCCAUAAUUUGUGUCACACUACGUGAUUCUUCUGUUUUUUCUUUUUACUCGUGUCUUCCGUUUUCUUUUUUCGAUUUUAUUGCAUAUGAUCUUACAAUGUGUUCUCUUGUAUAUUAUUUAGUUCAAUCCCAGUCUUAAAAUAGUUUUACAUAUUUCCAAGCAUAUACAUAUGUAAACCAUGAAGUGAUUUUAUACAUGUGCACAUAAUAUUAAUUUUAUCUUCGAAUAUGCCAUUAAACAUAAAAUUGUCUACAAUUACGAGA
Molecule: messenger RNA, 1597 nt
Organism: Habropoda laboriosa
Lineage: Eukaryota; Metazoa; Arthropoda; Insecta; Hymenoptera; Apidae
Gene: Lst8
Product: target of rapamycin complex subunit lst8
Exons: 8
Coding region: 286-1248 (320 amino acids)
Biological process (GO): TOR signaling; regulation of actin cytoskeleton organization
Cellular component (GO): TORC1 complex; TORC2 complex
Molecular function (GO): protein binding
Source: RefSeq, a predicted model, not a curated record